Mytilus trossulus (common blue mussel) is the source of this 1297-nucleotide messenger RNA. Its product is annotated as lysine-rich nucleolar protein 1-like. Bases 106 to 1275 code for a protein of 389 amino acids. NCBI's taxonomy places the organism in Eukaryota, Metazoa, Mollusca, Bivalvia, Mytilida, Mytilidae. The record is from RefSeq and is a predicted model, not a curated record. The transcript has 2 exons.
CCUUUCCGUUUCGUUUCUUAUCUUAGAAAUCUUCAUCAAUAUCCGGUACUUUUUCACGUGUUGAAAGUUUGUUUACUUGUUUCGAAAAUACUGUGUCGUCAAAGAAUGGAAAAAGACAGAAAGAAGAAAAAAAGUAGAAAAAUACCAAGUGAAAGUGAAAAUUAUGAAAAAAAUAAUGAUGUAGAUGAAACAGUCAGGAAUAGAGAAAAAAAGUUAAAGAAAAAACAUAAGAUUAAAGAACAAGGAGAUGAUGUUCAUAUAAGUCAUGAAAAUGAAAACGGUUCAUCUAAAAAGUCCAAAAAGAAAAAGAAAAGAAAACAUUUUGAUUUAGAAAAUACUGAGAGCAGUGAUGAACCAAAACACAAAAAGGCCAAGGAAAAUACAAGUGAUGAUGGAAAGAGGACAAAGAAAGAAAGAAAACUUGAGGUAGUACACAUAGAUGAUUCUGAUUCAACAAAUUGUAAAAAGCAUAAGAAAAAGAAACAUAAAGAACACUCAGAGGAAGACAAUCACUUGACUUCAGGAAACUCUGAUGAUGGAAAAGUUGCAAAAAAGAAGAAAAAGGACAAAAAGAAUAAAAAUAAAGAUAAAUCAUUUGGAUGUAAUCCUGAAGAGACAGAAAUUCCUGAUGACGUAUCAAAUGUUAAGAAAUCAAAGAAAAAAAAGAAAACAAAAAUUGAAAUUGAAGAAAACAAAAAUUACAAAAAAAUGGAAGAAGAAAGUAGUAAUUGUCAAGACAGUGACGAAGUCAUAAUGAAAUCUAAGAAAAAGAAGAAAAAGAAAAGAGAUAAUUCCAAUUCUGAUUCAGGCAGCAGCCAAACCAGUAUCAAAGCUGAUUUGAAUAAAAGAGCCGAGGAAAAAUUAAAUCAUAAAGACAAUGAACUAUCGGCUCAUGUUAGACAAAAGGAAGAAAACAGUAGAAAGAAUGAUACCAAAGUAGAGACACAUCAGACAGGAGUCACAGGACAGUGGGGAACUGCAUUCAAUGAAAACAAAGACAAACAAAGCAAAUUUCUGCGACUUUUAGGAGGUUUUAAAAAGAGUGGAGAUGAUCAGGAUGCAAAAACACAAAAAUUUACCUCAAAAUUUUCUAAUCAUGCCAUGGACAAAUCUAGUGAGGAAAAUUAUCAGAAAAAAUUAGAACAUCAGUAUGAAAAGGCUAUAACCUCAAACUUCCAAAGAGGUAUAGGACUGGGAUUCCAACCUCCUCCAGAGGCUGGUAAAAAGUUUUAUAUUGACAAAGGAAGCUCAAAAUCAAUAAAAUUUGAUAACUAAUAUACCAUAUAUCCGGCUUGAA